CAGGUAGGGUGAAGCAACCACCCUGAGGGUGACGUCGUGCGGAUGCGCGCGCAUACUUCCUCCAUAUAAAACGAGCGCGCGUCGCAGGCGCAUCAGUUUGUGACGGAUUCACGGGGCAGACACACCUCAAUAUGAAGCAGAGCAUACUGUUAUUCGUGGUGGCGUUGGCGGCGGCGCGUGCGCAGUUCCCCAAUGGGCGCAUCCUGGAGCCACCUGUACCCAGCCAGUGCGUGCAGAGAACCAUCCACGAGAGAUACGCUGACAAUAAGGGCUACUUCUUCUCAUGGAGAGACCCGGCGCUACGUGGCGUGGAAGAGGACUGGCUGAGUGCAAGGAACUACUGCAGACAGCGGUGCAUGGACCUCGUUUCGUUGGAGACCAGCGACGAGAACGAGUGGGUCAAGGCCAGGAUCGUGCAGGACAAGGUGAAGUACAUCUGGACGUCGGGCCGUCUCUGCGACUUCAAGGGCUGCAACCGUCCCGACCUGCUGCCCAACGAGGUGAACGGCUGGUUCUGGACUGCUGAGCUUCAGAAACUGGCUCCCACCACCAACCGCCAACAGAACGACUGGUCCGAGGGCGGCGGCAUCGGGAAACCACAGCCUGAUAACAGGGAGCUGAUCCAAGGCGGGGCGGCGGAACACUGCAUCGCGAUCCUCAACAACUUCUACAACGACGGCGUCCACUGGCACGACGUGGCCUGCCACCACCGCAAGCCCUUCGUAUGCGAGGAGAAUGACGCCCUCCUCAAAUACGUCCGCUACACCAACCCCAAUCUCAGAGUUUGAAUAUAAACCUCUAACUAUGCUACGUCCAAAAAUUUAAUCCGUCAAUGAUUAAUAUUUUUUGUAGAUCGUCCACUGUUGGAAUAAGUCUUUGUCACCCUAAUAUCGGUGAUACGUUCAAUUCAAAGGGAUUUAAAGCAUAGUUUAUGAACCAAAAAAGCUCAAUUCAUAAACGUUAAAACUCUUGUCAUGCAAUCCAUCGAAAGUGACGUCAUUCGUUAUAAAAUAGGUACCCAUGUUUUGGUCCUAGCUUUAAGUUUACCUCAUUAAAAGAAUAUUUAUUACAGUAUUGUAAUCUAAAUAGUAGUCAGCUGGCGAUAAAAACUUUACAGUUUUUUACUUUUAAGUAUUUAAGAUCUGUCAAUAAAGACUGCUUUAAUUUUA
Pectinophora gossypiella (pink bollworm) is the source of this 1169-nucleotide messenger RNA. RefSeq lists its product as uncharacterized. Lineage: Eukaryota; Metazoa; Arthropoda; Insecta; Lepidoptera; Gelechiidae. The record is from RefSeq and is a predicted model, not a curated record. The transcript has 5 exons. Bases 132 to 788 code for a protein of 218 amino acids.